GAGUGUAGCGAACCGUACAGACUUCAUUGGGAAAUUAUUUUCUUUCUUCUGUGUUUUUCAGACAGUUAUGCAGUAGAGAACAAAGAAUUUCCAGGGUAGGGAGCAAAGCAGCUAAUGUCCCUCGAUCAUCUGAGCAGACUACAGGAGAACGAUGGGUGAAAGAAACUCCACUUUACUGGCAGUAACAUGGACUCAGGGUCACAAUCCUCAGGACCCUCUCAUGGCCAGCUAUGACAUUACGCUGGAUUACGACAUUCCCAUGGACCAGAUUCCGGACACGACUCAGGGAAGAGUCUUUUUCGUCUCCACCAUCAUCAUCGCCAUGGUUCUGGUCUGCAUCAUGCUCGUCUGUGGCAUCGGGAACUGUCUCUUUAUAGUCACGUUAGUGCGUUACAAAAAGCUGCGCAACAUCACCAACCUGCUCAUCGCAAACUUGGCCGUGUCGGACUUCCUGGUGGCGGUCGUGUGCUGCCCGUUCCUGGUGGAUUACUAUGUGGUUAAGCAGCUCUCCUGGGACCAUGGGAUUUUCCUGUGCAGUUCAAUCAACUACCUAAGGACGGUGUCUCUCUAUGUGUCCACCAACGCACUGCUGGCCAUCGCUGUGGACAGAUACAUGGCCAUCGUGCAUCCUCUCAAGCCCAGAAUGAAGUACCAGACCGCCUACUGGCUCAUAUUUGGAGUCUGGAUCUUGCCUAUUCUCAUUUCCGUGCCCUCGGCUUACUUCGCCACAGAGCACGAGUACCCUCAAGGCGCUGUCGCACGUGGCAGCAAGAUCUUCUGUGCCCAGAUCUGGUCAGCAGACCAGCAGCUUCUCUACCGCUCUUACUUUGUCUUCAUUCUGGUGGUGGAGUUUGUAGGACCUGUGGCAGUCAUGGCGUCGUGCUAUGCUCGGAUCUCACGUGAACUCUGGUUCAAGAACGUUCCAGGGUUUCCAACGGAGCAACUAGAGCGGCGUUUGCAUCGAAGGCGACGAACUGUGGUCGCUCUGAUUGCUGUCCUUGUGGCUUACGUGCUUUGCUGGGCGCCGUAUUACGGCUUUGCACUUCUGAGGGAUUUCUACCCGUCAGUGAUCACACGCGAGCGCAAUUCACUGGUCGCGUUUUACAUCAUCGAAAGCAUUGCCAUGAGCAACGGGGUUAUCAACACUCUGUGCUUCGUGAGUGUGAGGAACAACGCUGCUAAGUGUCUCAAGAAGGCCACGUGUCCACAGUGGCACGUUGUGUCGAGGAAAACCACAAUCACUGGUGUGAAGAUGGUGGUCGAGGGCGAUAUGAGGACUUCUUCACUCAAAGUGACGGAGGAGGUGGAAUGUGCACGAAUAAGAUGAAGAGAUUAAACAUCUGGAAGAGGAGAAGAGGAGGACGAUGAGGAGGAGGUGGAGGAGGAUGAAGACAGAGUUCUUGGUGUAACGUUGUCAAAUGAAGUCUUUAAUAUUAUCAAGAGAUAAAUUCACAAAAGGCUACACAGAUUCCUUCAGAUCUCUGGAUAAAUCAGGAAUAAUAAUGAAAUCUGCAUAUUAUAGGAUCUACACUAGAAAAAAAGGCUUCCUCAAAAGGUUGUUUGAAUAGUUGGAAGACCUUGUUGUAGGUUUGACAGAGGAACGGUGGAUGGCAAGAUUGAACAUUCUCUUCUCAGCUACUCCUCAAGACUUCUUAGUAUCUUUAAGGGAUUCUGUUAGUGCAGAACUCCAGUGAAGGACUGGAACUUUACAAAUAGAACUUUAAAUGUCUAUUUUUUUUCCUAAGGGAAAAGCCAAAGUAUCCUUUUAUCUGAUACAUCUACCAACGUAGUUCUCCUCGUCUCUGUCCAGUGGAAAGGGACCACCAAAAAAAAGACUUAUAGAGGACAAUAUUUGGGAUGAAAUUGUGCAUCAAAAGUUAUAUCAAAAGUUAUAUCAAGGGGACACGGUGGCUUAGUGGUUAGCACGUUCGCCUCACACCACCAGGGUUGGGGGUUUGAUUCCCGCCUCCACCUUGUGUGUGUGGAGUUUGCAUGUUCUCCCCGUGCCUCGGGGGUUUCCUCCGGGUACUCCGGUUUCCUCCCCCGAUCCAAAGACAUGCAUGGUAGGUUGAUUGGCAUCUCUGGAAAAUUGUCCCUAGUGUGUGAUUGCGUGAGUGAAUGAGUGUGUGUGUGUGUGCCCUGCGAAGGGUUGGCACUCCGUCCAGGGUGUAUCCUGCCUUGAUGCCCGAUGACACAUGAGAUAUGAGUGAGAGUGAGUGAAAAGUCUUACCAACAGUGAAAGUGUGAAAGCCAUCAUCUGCUUGGAGGAGAUCACAUUCACUCACUGCAACCUCAGACAUACCUCAGAAAUCACGUAUCUCCAAUGUUUAUUUUUUCUACUACACAGGUCAUAUGGUUUUGCUUUACCCCUUGCACGUCCAACUAAACGUCACAGUGCAUUUUUCUAAACCAAGGAUAAUGGAGGAAAAGUCACGAGCACGUUUUACACACUGUUCCACUAAUUCCGUCUCCAAAUCCUUUUUUUUUAAAACUGACUGUGAAUGUUAAUCAUUAGUGAAGCAGGAUUUAUGAUAUUAUAGUAGUCCUAUACUGUAGCUCUUCUUGUACCUCUCUCUCGACAAAUAACGAAAACCGAAGAUCUCGAGUAUCUUUUAUUAUUAUUAUUAUUAUUAUUAUUAUUAUUAUUAUUAUUAUUAUUAUUAUUAAAUGAUUAUUUGGUUGUAUUUUGGUGUAUCUUUGCUUCAGGAAGGUUCAUGUUCAUUUUUCAUAUGUGGAAUAUUUGUAUUUAAAUAUUUAAUGAAUCGCCAAUGACUUCAGAGAACAAUUCAUUCAUGUGUAUAAAAAAAAUGGAUAAUAUUCAUAUGUAUAAAGUAAGUUUCCUGAA
This is a messenger RNA of Tachysurus vachellii, 2845 nucleotides long. RefSeq names its product prokineticin receptor 1a (gene prokr1a). Gene Ontology annotation, cellular component: membrane. Bases 152 to 1327 code for a protein of 391 amino acids. NCBI's taxonomy places the organism in Eukaryota, Metazoa, Chordata, Actinopteri, Siluriformes, Bagridae. Gene Ontology annotation, biological process: neuropeptide signaling pathway. The transcript is spliced from 2 exons. The record is from RefSeq and is a predicted model, not a curated record. Gene Ontology annotation, molecular function: neuropeptide receptor activity.